UGUGCCUCGCGCGUUCGUCAGUCAUCAGUGAACGGACGACGUGUUGAAAUACAACAUAUUGUUUGUUUGUUCGAUUAGACUCAAAACAAAAUGUAUUCUCCGUUAGCUUUGUGGCUGUUGUGUGUUGGUGUUGUUUUCAGAGAGUCUCUGGGCUGCAUUACGUGUUUGGUGGAUGUAAACCAAAGAACUCGCCUGUGUUGGGGCUACACGAUCAGCGAAAACAAAGUCCAGAGUAUGGACGCGUGCUUCAAUACACUCAAACGUCUUUUCGACGACAACACCCAAGUCCUCCAGGCUGGCAGAGUAGGUAAAGCCUAUGGAAAAAAACUGGCCGACAUCAUGAAAGCAGAGAUCCAGCUCCUAGUGGAUGAGUUUGACAAAAAACAAAAUCCUGACACACUGUAUGAGACUAGGUUGCAGACAGCAGCAGGCAAUUUCAUCGCUAAAGCCCACAAACUGCCUCGAGACACUGGAUGCGUCCCCCCGUGCGGUUUUCAGGUUGAAGGUGCCAUUUAUAGCUGUAUUAGCUGCAAGUACGAUUCCUGCGCAUUCCCACUUGACUGUCCAGCUGAGAAUAUGACGGUUACAGAGAACAACAAGACUCAAAUGCUAUGCAAAGUGUCAUUUCCGUUACCAAGCAGCAUUGGGAUAGUAUGGAGGUUUGCAGAGCAGGUGAAAACUCAGGAGGUGGAUCAGUUUAGAGAAAUGACAAUGGGGGAGGACAAUCUUUAUUCCAUCCCAUCCACCAGGAAGUAUCAUCAGGGCACUUACCAGUGUGAGAUAUACUCCGAGAAAACAUCUAUUGUCAGACUUUACUUCUAUCUCACAGUGACCCCCCAUGUCGUAGUCGUAGUCGGCCAUUCCAGGCUGCAGGAGAUAUUUGAGCUGUCUCUGCUCCCGGGAGGGAAGUUACACACUGGUGCUCCUCUCCCCUCUCAGCAACACCUCGUGCUCAUCGCCAUCUGCUUUACAUCUUUGCUGCUCCUCCUAAUCCUAUCCUUAGGGACUCUGUUUUUGUUAUCACAAGCAGAGAAAACGACUGUCCCUGAACGCAUCAGCGGAAUUGAAGAUUUAGGAUCCUGAGAGAUAUUGGGUACUCUUAACAGCCCUUUCAGACGAUGAACAAAGGCUGCAGUUCAUUCUUUUUACCACCAGAGGGCGACAGAGACAACGGAGUAGCGAUAUUUGAUCAUAGCAAGGUUUAUAAUAAUAAUUAUGAUGACAUUAAUGAUAGCAAGAGCAAUAAUCAGACAUCUCAACGGGAAAGUCUGUGUACACGCCCCGAUUACAUUCCUUAUAAAUUAAUUACAUUUGAUUAAUUUCCAGUCUAGUGAAAAUGACUUAUUUUUCAUUUUAGAAUAGUUUAUAUUUGUAGUUUUAUUUGACCAAUUCUGUAAUGUAUUUUUUAUGUUCAGGGACAUGGAUUUUAAAAUGUACUUCUGACACAAGAAUACAUUUUUAGAAACUGGCAAA
Messenger RNA from Nerophis lumbriciformis (worm pipefish), 1473 nucleotides. It is a transcript of the gene spaca6, whose product is annotated as sperm acrosome associated 6. The record is from RefSeq and is a predicted model, not a curated record. NCBI's taxonomy places the organism in Eukaryota, Metazoa, Chordata, Actinopteri, Syngnathiformes, Syngnathidae. Gene Ontology annotation, biological process: fusion of sperm to egg plasma membrane involved in single fertilization.